GUCAUCUAUAUAAUCCCCGGACAUCCCCCGCGGCUGUCUUUUCCUACAAGAUUCUGAAUUUUCAUUCUGAAUUUAACCCGGAAUACAUUUACAAUGACGGGCGCACUACCACAUCCCUUCGAUGGCAUCACCCCUGGGGAGAUCCAAUUGGCCACCAAGAUCCUGGAGGCCGCCUUCCCCGGGGUCAAUUUGCGGUACAAGAAGAUCGAUAUCCAGGAGCCAACGAAGAAGGAGGUGGUCCCCUUUAUCGAAGCCGAGAGACUGGGCAAGCCACUUCCCCCUCGACCGGCUCGAUUGUUGCAGGUCCUUUUCCACCGCUUGGAUUCCGGUGCGUUUUACAAGGCGCUGUUGAAUGCUGGAACGCGAUCGAUUCUCUAUGCCAAAGAACUGCCUAAAGAGAUUCAGGGCCCCGUCGAUGCCGACGAGCUCGUCGAAAUCGAGGCCAUGUGUCUCCAGCACCCGGCCGUCAAGGCUGAAGUGGCUAAAUUGCAGCUGCCCGCUGGAGUGACCGUCUGUAAUGAUCCUUGGAUCUAUGGAACCGAUGAUCCGAAGGAGAAUCGUCGCUUGUUUCAAUGUUACAUGUACAUUGUGGCUACGGACCACCCCCAGAACAACCACUACUCUCUGCCAUGCAAAUUCUCUCCCGUUUUCGAUGGCAUCACUCGGGAGCUCGUGCGCAUGGACUACCUCCCGGGUGGACCGGACGUUCAGACCACGGAAACUCAGCCGUGGAAACCGGUAGAGACUAUCCAGUACGCUCAUGAUUUACUGCAGGAGCCGCUGCGCACAGACCUGAAGCCAUACGUCGUGCAGCAGCCACAAGGCGCCUCGUUCACCGUUGAAGAUAACCUGGUCUCGUGGCAGAAAUGGAAGUUCCGAGUAGGCUUCAACAGCCGGGAGGGUCUAGUAAUUCACAACCUCACCUACGACCAGCGCAACGUGUUCUACCGACUUUCGGUGUCUGAGAUGACUGUUCCAUACGGAGACCCCCGCGCUCCCUACCACCGCAAACAAGCCUUCGACGUCGGCGACGUCGGCUUCGGCAUCACAGCCAACCAACUAUCCCUCGGCUGCGACUGUCUCGGCCACAUCAAGUACUUCGACGGCUACCGCGCCGACGCCAAGGGGAACCCCGUCCACCUCAAGAACGUCAUCUGCCUCCACGAGCAAGACAACGGCCUCCAGCACAAACACACGAACUACCGCAGCGGCGCCGCAACCGUCGUGCGCAACCGCCAGCUCGUCGUGCAAAUGAUCUGCACCGUCGCCAACUACGAAUACAUCUUCGCGUUCAUCUUCGACCAAGCGGCCAACAUCGAGCUGGAGGUCCGCGCCACCGGCAUCCUCUCCACCGUGCCCUUCGACAACCACACCUUCGGCACCACCGUGCCCUGGGGCACGAACGUCGGCCCCGGCGUCAUGGCCCCGUACCAUCAGCACAUGUUCUCGUUCCGCAUGGACCCUGCGCUCGAUGGCUUCCAGAACACCGUCUACUACGAAGACAGCGUGCCGAUGCCCGAGGACGAGAAUAACCCGUACAACGUGGGCUACACGACGGAGCAAACGGUGCUCAAGACGAGCGGAACGGCCAACACGAGCGUAGACCGUCACCGCGUGUUCAAGAUCCGCAACGACUCCCACAUCAACCCCAUCACCUACAAGCCCAUCGCGUAUAAGCUGCAGACCUCGCCGGCGCAAAUGCUCCUGGCCAGUCCGCGCUCGUACGGUGUCAAGCGCGCAGGUUUCGCGACCAAGCCCAUCUGGGUGACGAAGUACCAGGACGGGGAGCUCUACGCGGCGGGCGAGUUCACGAACCAGAGCAAGGAAAGCCAGGGUGUUGAGAAGUGGGUGGCGCGAAAGGAUUCGGUGGAGAAUGAGGACGUGGUGCUUUGGCAUACUUUCGGUCUCACGCACAACCCCCGCAUCGAAGACUUCCCCGUCAUGCCGAUGGAGCGCGUCAGCGUCAUGCUGCGACCCGACGGCUUCUUCACGAAGAACCCAGCACUGGACGUCCCCCCGUCGAACCAGGCAUUCAACCAGUCGACGCUGCACCCGGAGUCGGCGCCGGCAUGCUGUGCUCCGGUAUCUGAUCGGACGGUGAAGCUGUAGAUGGUGUUAUGGGAUGGAGGAUUUUUGACGAUUAUGAUAUAGAUGGAUUAUGCCGGGAGGAUAAAUCGGAAUCAGAAUGAAUCAACGUUUAUCAGAAUGCCA
Molecule: messenger RNA, 2211 nt
Organism: Aspergillus steynii IBT 23096
Lineage: Eukaryota; Fungi; Ascomycota; Eurotiomycetes; Eurotiales; Aspergillaceae
Product: copper amine oxidase
Exons: 4
Coding region: 94-2109 (671 amino acids)
Biological process (GO): amine metabolic process
Molecular function (GO): quinone binding; primary methylamine oxidase activity; copper ion binding
Source: RefSeq, a predicted model, not a curated record